CAGCAGACGCAGCUGUGGAAUUGAGAUAAAACUGAGCUGCCACUUUAGGGAAGCUCUCAUUCACUCACUUUUGCGGCCACAAACCUCUGAAGCCUCAAGUCAAAAACGCCUGGGGUCUUUUUAACUGUGCUGGAUGGCAGCUGUAAGGUGGAGGUAAUGAGGUUUGGAUUUUUUGCAGUUUGCACAUUCUUUUUUUUUAAGUAUAUUUUUUCUGAAACUUGAAUCCUUUUUUCACUAAGGAGAGUUGCUUGAGCUACAACCCUGAACAUAACACAGCUCUGAACAGACUAUGAAUGUGCUGUCGAACCCGGUGAUCAGGGCCCAGGAGCCGCCCCUACCUCACCGGGUCUCCGGGUCAGUCCAGGACUUCCCCCACCGCCCUGCGGGGUUCAACCUGAGCUCCCGCCUGAACCCCGUGGUGCCCGUGCUCGGCCUCCAGGGCGGCCAAAGACCAACCAAACCUCAGAGGGAGCUGAGCGCCGAGGAGCAGCAGGAGCUCAGGAGGAAGAUCAACAGCAGGGAGAGGAAGCGGAUGCAGGACCUGAACAUCGCCAUGGACGCCCUGAGGGAGGUCAUGGUGCCUUACGCGUCCUCGCCGUCGUCCGCCUCCUCCCCUCCGACCCACCAGCACGGAGCUCCUCCGGGCCGCAGGCUCUCCAAGAUCUCCACCCUUGUUCUGGCCCGGAACUACAUCCUCCUCCUGAGUUCAUCGCUGCAGGAGAUGCGGCGGCUGCUGGGGGAGGUGAGCGUCGGGAUGGGGGUGAAUGCGGGGCCGGUGCCCCGGCUGCUGCUCACCGGAGGGUGGCCCCUCAUAUCUGGCCCCAGUCAGCUACUCCUUACCCAGGAGUCGCUCCUCAACUCAGCAGCCUCCUCCUCUUCAUCCGCUCCAUCGUCGUCUGCUGCCAAAUGUCCCCUGCUGUCUCCGGGCCCCAUGGAGGCGGCACUGGCUCCUGUGCAUUGGGGCUCUGCAGGGGCCUCGGGGGGGCCCCUGUGCCCCUGCGGAGUCUGUAGACUGCCCAGAUUCAGCCACUCCACUCCUGCUCCGAGAUUCCCAAAGUGACACAUUUAAAUUUAAGAAAAGACUCAUUUUCUUUUAUACAUGAAUUGUUAUUUUCUAACUAUCUAUCUAUUGUUUUUUCUUCAUAACAUUUUGCCCUUUGAGCUUAACCUAAUGGAUCUACUCUGUAUUUAGGAAGCUAGAUUCUGUUAUAAAUAAUAGCCUUUGUGGUUCGGAGACAACUUAGCAAGUAAUAAUCCUCUUGUUUCAUAAGCAGAGAUCUAUUGGUUACUUUAAUGAUUCUUGUUGAAAGUGUGAUCUGUGAUGAUUGUGUUGAUGAUGCGUUUGAUUGAGGUGAAGCAGCUUGUUGGUUGAAAAGAAGGUCACAACAUCAGGGGCCCACAAACGGAAUAAUAGUUAUAAUAUAAUAUUGGAAAGCAGUGAAAAGCAGAUCUGAGUUCCUGGUUUCCCACAUGGACUCAUCCUCAGCUGUUUUGUUCAUUUCACAUUGGGAGAUUUCUGUAUCAGUGUUUUUUCUGUGCUCUUCUCACUGGUUUAAAAUGGCUCGCGUAAUAAAAGUCACACUUAAUCUGCAGGAAAUACUUCAGCUUGCUCUUUGCUUGGUGUAAUUAAGCAAUCUUUUUUCACAUACAAUUAUGAAGACGAAAAGUGAUAUAACAUCACACUUCUUUCCCAGGAACUACAACCCUGUCAUGGAAAUGAUGCUCGAUGAUAAUUGUUGUUUCCAUAUUCUGUACAUGUCUUCCAUGUGCAACAUUUCAUCGAUUAAGUGAAGCUCAAAACAUAUUUAUUUACGUUUCAUGAAUCCUUUGAAAACAGAAGUCGUUUGGUCGAGGUAAUCAAAUAGUUAACAGGCCAUGUGUUGUCAUUGACCAUAACCGUGUGCUGUGAAUGCACUUUGCAAGUGAAUAUUUUACUGACAUUCAGUGUCAAUAAUUUUGUAAAUUGGCAGAUAUGUUAAUAACGUGUAUGUCAAUUCAGUCAUUAUAUAAAAUGUUCCAUUACACCCGUUCUAA
Gasterosteus aculeatus aculeatus (three-spined stickleback) is the source of this 2034-nucleotide messenger RNA. RefSeq names its product oligodendrocyte transcription factor 1 (gene olig1). The record is from RefSeq and is a predicted model, not a curated record. Gene Ontology annotation, biological process: positive regulation of transcription by RNA polymerase II; axon development; sensory organ development. Gene Ontology annotation, molecular function: protein dimerization activity; E-box binding; DNA-binding transcription factor activity, RNA polymerase II-specific. NCBI's taxonomy places the organism in Eukaryota, Metazoa, Chordata, Actinopteri, Perciformes, Gasterosteidae. Gene Ontology annotation, cellular component: nucleus.